Messenger RNA from Folsomia candida, 1714 nucleotides. Its product is annotated as cytochrome P450 9e2. The coding region runs from base 1 to 1572 and encodes 523 amino acids. The transcript has 7 exons. Gene Ontology annotation, molecular function: oxidoreductase activity, acting on paired donors, with incorporation or reduction of molecular oxygen; heme binding; iron ion binding. NCBI's taxonomy places the organism in Eukaryota, Metazoa, Arthropoda, Collembola, Entomobryomorpha, Isotomidae. The record is from RefSeq and is a predicted model, not a curated record.
AUGGCACCAAAACCCAAUAAUGCCAAUACUCUGUGCUUUGCUAUAUCUAAAAUUUACUUGAAAUAUGUUUCCACCUCUGCAUAUUUUGAGACUCGUGGCAUUCCAUUACAUGGGUUUGAGCCUAUUCGUGUACUUAGAAACACAUAUCAUGGAAUUGGUCUGAGUGAAGAUACUUUAGAGAAAUAUAGGCAAGUUAAGGCCAAGGGUGCAAAAAUAGGCGCUAGUGUGGAUUUUAGCCAGAAAGCGUACCUAGUCUGUGAUCCCGUCAUUUUGAAACACAUCAUGGUUAAGGACUUCAACCACUUUAUGGAUCGCCAGCUUUUUGAGGUGCACAAAGAGGACUUUCUCUUACAAAAAAUGUUGUUGGUAUUGACAGGUCGACCAUGGAAAUAUGUGAGAACAAAAUUAAACCCUGCAUUUUCUUCUAGAAGCAUACGUCGACUUUUCCAAGCUUUUGAUGACUCUGGCAAAAAAUUUGUCGAAUUUCUUGAGAAAACCCCGAAAAAUGGGGGAGAGCUGGAUUUAACAAUCGCUAUCGACAAAUUUUUAACGCAUGUAUUUGGAAGCGCUACUUAUGGCAUUGACAGCAAAGCCUUUGACCAAGAAGGACCAUCAGAAUUUCAACACCACGGAAAAGACGCCUACAUACAUUUCCACGGACUAAAGGGUAUUAAAAUCUUCCUUCUUGCUGCCCUUCCAAAACUGGGGUAUAAAUUAGGCUUGACCUUUCUCGGCCGGGAUAACCAAACAUAUUUCAACAACGUAUUUCAAUCAGCCGUAAAAGAUCGUUUGCAAUCCAACACUAGCGGAGAAGAUUUCGUGCAACUCAUUCUCGAAGGUAAGGAGGCCACAAAUUUGGAAAAAAGUGAGGACGAAGACGACGAAGAGUCCAAUACGUCGUACAAGAAACAGCUUGCACUCGAAAAUCACGAGGUUUUUGACGACGAAGGCAUCGCCACAAAUUGCCUACAAUUUAUGCUUGCAGGAUUUGAAGGAAGUCAGAGCUUACUGCUAUUUUCCGUCUAUGCGUUAGCCCUCAACCAAGACAUUCAGACAAAGUUAAGGCAAGAAGUACUGGCUGGACUUGAGCAGGACGGAGGCGAAUUUACAUUUCAAACCGUUAAUGGGAUGGAAUAUUUGGAAAUGUUUGUAAAGGAAGCGAUGCGUUACUAUUCAAGCGCUGGUGUCACGGCUCGUUCAUGCGUUAUGGACUACACUUUCCCUGGGACCAAUAUUACAAUUAAGAAGGGCGAAGGAAUAUUAAUCCCAAUAAUUGGAUUGCAUCACGACCCAGAGUACUUUCCAAACCCGGAAAAGUUUUCGCCAGAGCGUUUUUCCAAAGAGAAUAAGCCUAACCUCGUUCCAAACACUUUUAUGCCUUUUGGUGGAGGGCCGAGAGAUUGCAUCGGUCGACGAUUUGCCGUUAUCGAAGUGAAAGUCGCUCUCUGUCACUUGGUGAAGAACUUUGAACUCGUCCCAUCAAAGCGAACUCUGAUUCCGCUCCAGUUUUCAGACGGACUUCAGAGAAAGCCGAAGGGAGGCAUGUUUCUCGCUCUGAAUAAAAUAAACUAAAGAGGAAUUAAAUAAAAUUAAUUUGCUUUUGAAUUUCUUCUGUAAAUUCGUAAAUUCUGUAAUUCAAGAAAAUAGUUCUCGGGAAGCAUUAAUAAAGAUAUUUGCAAUAACAUUUUAUUCUUUGAGAUUAGUUAAUUGUAAU